GUGGUAAAUCAAAUUUACAAGUUCGUGGAAAACUACAAGGUCUAGUUAGAAAAUAUUCUGAUGAAAGUAAAGAAAAGACAGGCAAAGGAACCUCAAAAUGGCCCUAUUAUUCUUUAAUGAAUAAGAUCUUUGGAAAUCGUGAGAAUGUUCAUCCAGAAACUUUGCAUUGUAGCAAUAAUAUCGGUAAUGAAAAAAUUCAACAUGGAAAAAAACCCAAACUAAAUGAGAAUAAUUCAGCAUAUAAUGAAUCCGUGGCAACUAUUAGUGAAAGUAAGAAGUUGUCAGCUAAGAGUAGAAGGCAGUGGAAUGAAGCUCACUCUAAAAUUGAGCAUGAUAAACUUAAAGCAGAAAAAGAUUAUAGAGAAGGGGAUCUAAAAUUACGAAAUUUAGAAAAAUCUAAAAAAGAUGAUAAAGCGUUUGAUGAGAAAAAUAAGAAAAAAUAUAAUGCCGAUAUUGAAAUGGACCUAAUAAAAAAAAAUGUCUCAGGAGAACAAUUAAGUAAAAAAUUAGGAGUUGGUGAUUGA
Molecule: messenger RNA, 524 nt
Organism: Dentiscutata erythropus
Lineage: Eukaryota; Fungi; Glomeromycota; Glomeromycetes; Diversisporales; Gigasporaceae
Source: the annotation of a GenBank genome assembly